AUGAAUAUUGUUUACCAAACAUCGUCGGUAGCCUCAACAUCCAGGCCGUCUUUCAUUCAUCCAUCGAGAAGCAGUGCUGUUGGAAGUGAUCUUCCUGAUGAUUUGGGGUCGAGUGGCGACUUAGAGCCUCCAAACCCGUCCAAUCAUGUUCAUCAAACCCCAAAUGCUACAAAUAACAACCAUCCUCGUGGAGCAAGCCAAAAAUCUUCAAAUCAUCACAGUAAAACUCAUAGAAACGCCAAUCAUGAAAAGAAGAAGAAAAGAGCACUCAAUUUUCUAAACAACAUUCCUACAACACACAUUCCCGCAAGUAACAACAACAACAACAACAACAAGCAGCAUGUUACAAGUGCAUCUCCAACUAAUAGUAUACAAAGCAACAACAAUAGCGAAGGGGAAAGCAAAGCCAGCGUUGGUUCUUUGACGUCAACACCAACAAACAACACUCUACCAACCACUGGUGCUCCAACAGUCUCUUCUUUUGACCAAAAUAUUUCUGAAAAAUCAAAUCUUGUAGAACAACCAACGGAUGAACACUCAUCACACGGUAAUCACAACAAUGGAUCAAACAAACUCACUGUAAAUAUUCCUAAAAGUAAUCCCACAGUCGUUGCUAACCCGAUCAUUGGACAUGGAUCUAAAAUCACUAAUAAUUCCAAUGUCACCACUACUGCUGGUUCAAAGGCAAACAAUCAUCAACCUCAAGAACCUGGAAGAGAACAUCAAAAACAACAUCAUCACCACAGAUAUCACCAGCAACACCUUAAUCAUCCCAAACAUCAUCAUCAUUCUAACAAAUCUAAAACUAAAGAAAAGGCUCUCGAUUUUUUGAGCAACAUUCCAAUGAAAAAGGCAGAAGAGAUUCCAAAGCCAGAAAUAACGUCACAACCACAGCAUCAUGUAACAUCAUCUCCAACAAAACGUCCACCUACUCACCCAAAGUAUACUCUUCCAAAACAAAUCAAGAAGAUUACCUCUUUAGAAGAAGUAUUUAACUCUACUCAUAUUGAGGAUCAUGACAGUAACAGUGACAAUCAAAAAGAAAGUGAAGAGUCAAAUGAUGACGAGUAUAUACGUCGCUUACACUUCAUGGAAAAGUCGGCUCCAGUACCAUUUUUAGUUUGUUCAUUUAUCAAACCAAAGAAAUCUAUUCCUACCAAUACAAUUCAACACAUACCAUUACCUGGAAACGCUCCUAUACCAAGCACAAACGUUGGCACUUCUAACUCCCCUCUGGAUCAUGCUAACCUGGAACCUCCAACGCUUUCAAUGGAAGAGUUAGUCAAUAAGCAAAUGGAGUUAGAGGCAAUUACUUAUAGCAAGAAACCAACGAGCUACAGAAGCUAUAUUUUAGAACCUUCCCAAUCGAUAUAUGAUCCAUUGUUUUUAGAUGAUCCAAAUAUCAGAACAGCGAGCAAAAGAAAGGUGAUGACAUUCCCUGGUUUAAUGACUUCAACAAUUCCCUUUUUAAAAUCAAAAGCUUUAAAGAAGGAUUUGAAUGAACAGUUCAGACAACAGCAUGAAAAUUGUUUAUUAACUCUAUCCAAGAUUAGAAAUCUAAAAAGAAAAAUUGUGAAAGUUGUUCUGAGGGAGAGACCAGACGAAUUAGCAAUCGCGGCUGUUGCUUUUGUUUAUCUUGAGAAAAUGAUUUUGAAGAAUCUUGUUCAUAAGGCCAACAGGAAACGAAUAGCUGCUGCUUGCUUAUUCUUGGCCUUUAAGGUUAACCUUGAAAGUACGCACGAACAACGAAAACAAGUAACAGCUGAAUUUUUAGAUGAAAUAGAGAAUGUUUUUGACGUAAGUCGGAAGAAAGUUGUACCAACUGAAUUUUUUGUUAUGGCAGAAGGUCUUCAUUUUAAAAUGAUUGUUGAUCCAAAGGAAAUACAACCACACUUGCAAAGACUAAUGAGCAAUGAGGAAGAUCAAAUCAUUCAACAACCUGAUUUUUAA
This is a messenger RNA of Naegleria lovaniensis, 1950 nucleotides long. RefSeq lists its product as uncharacterized. The record is from RefSeq and is a predicted model, not a curated record. Gene Ontology annotation, biological process: regulation of cell cycle. Lineage: Eukaryota; Heterolobosea; Eutetramitea; Acrasida; Naegleriidae. The transcript has a single exon. The coding region runs from base 1 to 1950 and encodes 649 amino acids.